Molecule: messenger RNA, 1185 nt
Organism: Ruditapes philippinarum (Manila clam)
Lineage: Eukaryota; Metazoa; Mollusca; Bivalvia; Venerida; Veneridae
Product: neuronal acetylcholine receptor subunit alpha-7-like
Exons: 5
Coding region: 178-1185 (335 amino acids)
Biological process (GO): nervous system process; signal transduction; regulation of membrane potential
Cellular component (GO): synapse; neuron projection; membrane
Molecular function (GO): transmembrane signaling receptor activity; extracellular ligand-gated monoatomic ion channel activity; neurotransmitter receptor activity
Source: RefSeq, a predicted model, not a curated record
ACAGCUUUAUAUACAGAUUAAUAUACAGAUUAUAAAUGCUAUUGUUAAUCGCAUUUAUUUGCAGUAAGAUUUAAUAAAAUCGUAAGUUAAAAAGGUAAUGACAACAAAACUAAUCGUGUCCGACAUUAAGAAUAUGUGUUAUUUUAAAUGUGUUAAUAAGAAUUUGAAUUUGAAAAUAUGAAUUUCGGUAAAACAUUUGUGGUUUUAUUUUUACAUACACAUGUUAGUGUAUAUGGACAAACCGUUCAAAAUGCCAAAGAUUUACGGACAAAACUUAUGACAACAGAUGGAUAUGAUAUAACAGUUCGGCCGAUAGCGGAUCAGUCGGAUUUCGUACGUGUUAACGUAUCUUUAGCACUAUUAGCUUUGAACAGCUUGGACGAUGUUGCUGGGGUUUUGACAACAACCGCCUACAUGAAAGUGUUAUGGACAGACAGUGAGUUACAAUGGACUCCCGCAACCUAUGGUAAUCUUGCAUCGACAUUCUUUCCCCAGGAUAACAUAUGGAAGCCUGAUAUCGCCCUGAAGAAUUCGAACAAAGACUACACAACACUUGGAAUUCCAUCUUUAAAUGUUGAAGUCAGUAAUGACGGAACUAUCGAGUGGUAUCCAUUUGAGAUUUUCACAUCCACCUGCUCUGUGGAUAUAACAUAUUUCCCAUUUGAUGUCCAGAUAUGUCACUUGAAGUUUGUAGCUUGGAGUUAUGGACCAGAUGAGGUCUACUUAAAAGAUGGUGGUGGAGUAGACUUCAGUAAUUACGAAGAAAGCCCGUCUUGGGAUAUUCUUGAUAAUUCAGUUGCCGAAGAACAGAUCGGCGAAGACAUCGCCUUAUCAUUUACAAUCAAAAUGAAAAGAAAAUCUUUGUACGCUAUGUUGAGCGUGGUACUUCCUAUUUUGCUUUUAUCUGUUUUGAAAUUGUUUGUAUUUGUAUUACCCGCCGACAAAAGUAGCUACUCUGUUACGGUAUUCCUUGCAUUCGCUAUCUUCCUAACCAUUGUUGAGGCAACAAUGCCAAACAAUUCCUUAUCUGUGGCAGUUUUCUCGAUUUAUGUAAUAUUGAUGACGGCACAGAGUACAGUAGUAACAAUUAUUGCUGUAUUCGAGGAAAGGGCUUUAACUUUUGAUGAAGAUGAAAUUAAAAUUCCUAAAUGGCUUUUUUCAUUGUCAAACUUAGGGGGAAACUAA